Molecule: messenger RNA, 10336 nt
Organism: Lutzomyia longipalpis
Lineage: Eukaryota; Metazoa; Arthropoda; Insecta; Diptera; Psychodidae
Gene: olf413
Product: MOXD1 homolog 2
Exons: 10
Coding region: 2127-4118 (663 amino acids)
Biological process (GO): norepinephrine biosynthetic process; octopamine biosynthetic process; dopamine catabolic process
Cellular component (GO): secretory granule membrane
Molecular function (GO): copper ion binding; dopamine beta-monooxygenase activity
Source: RefSeq, a predicted model, not a curated record
AUGAAUGCCAACCAAGCGACUAGUAACGUCGUGACUUUCAUACGUGGUGGAUGCUGUUGGUCGGUGUACCGAGCAAAAUGUUUAUCCCAUCGAGACAUGAGCAUUUUCUCACGAUCUCACCGAAAAACGCAUUUCUCAUCCAAAUUCUCUAAUUUGUGCUCCAAACUGCAUUUGCAGUUAAAGUGAAGAAGCGGAAGUACUUUUUACAAAACUUCUCUCAAGAAGAAAAAAAAUCCACAUCUCGUGCACAUAAAUCGUCUUCACAUUUAUCAGAAAGAAAAAAGAAGAAAGAACAUUUUUUCUCUCGUCGGGAUUCCUUUCAAGUGGUGCCUGGAUGAAAAUCUAAAGGACCUUCUUCUUUAAAAGAAAAAAAUAGAAAAUUCUGCUGCUGUGCUGAAUUUUUCUACAAGUGUGCAACCACUAAAUUAAUAAUUAAACAUAGUGCAAUGAACACACAUCUCCCUUUGAAUUCUCUCGUGAACUAAAGGGAAACUAAAGGGUGGUCCUUUGUAAAUUCAAACGAAAGGAUUCGUGAAAAAUUGCAAUUCGAGUUCGAUUUAAACAAAAAAAAAAUAAAACCCUAUCACGUCGUACGGGGUGAAUUGAAUCAGGAAAAACCAUUGUUCCGGUGAGGUGGCAGAGAGGAACCAACCCCCAAAGUCAUUGAUCCUUGGUACGUGCUUUCGGUUAUUUUGUCGCGGGUUGAAUGUGUGCCAGGGAUAGGAAAUCGAGACGGAAUCUCCUUGUGUGAGAAAAGGAAAAAUCGAUAGGGGUUGUGCAGUGAAUUCCCGGUACUUGCCCUCAAACGAAAAAAAAACACCAAAGCCACCCUCGGGGGGAUUGAGGAGCUGUCUUGGUGAAAAAUUGCGAGGUUUUUUUUUGCCAAUCUCUUCUUCUGUGUGAAACUACACCAAGAAGAAAAACUUCUUAUUCUCUCGCGCGACGACGUCUUUGGCUGAAUUUCUAAGAAGUGGACCUAAUUGGGGGUCAUUAAUUACAUUGGACUUGUACCGUAUUUUUGCUGAAGAGUUGAUAAGCAAAUUGGGUUGAGAUUGAAAGAGCUAAAUUCUUCAUUUAAAGCCCUUUGAAGCAAAAAAAAAUAAUUGCGCGGGAAAGUGUUUAACUAUAAGAAAUCCAGACCAGUGCUAAAAGCCCACGUGAAGAUCAGAGUCGAUGUCAUUGGCAUCCAUAUGUGUGUGGGUUUUGUAAUUAAGAAGAAAAGAAAUCUAAGAGUGGAGUGUUUGAAAGAAGAAGAAAUCAAAGUGAAGUAGCCGCGUUGGGAAGAAAAUUUGUAAAAAGACGAAAUUUCUUUAAAUUCAAAAUUUCUUUAAAAUUCAAGUGCAAGUGAAAAGGUCCAUCAAACCUCCUAAAAAGAAAGAAAGAUUUAAGCUUAAAGUGUUUUGUGCAAAGAAAAGGAAGCUGAGCUUUAGUAAUUGCCAACUUCUCAAUCAAUUUGUGCUCUCUUGUGUCCAACGAACCAUACAGUAUAAAGUGCUCCAAAGAAGUUAUAUAUAACCAUCAACUUUGCCGGUUUAACCAUUUGUGUGUGUAAAAGAUACAUACAGCAAAAUUUAACAGCACUUUUAAUCCCUCAAACCCCUGGGAGUUGGACAAUUAACUGCUUGGGACACUUAUUAAAAAAAAACCCAACAAAGAAUCCGGAUGCCGAAGGAGAUCUGACAAGUCCAGACGGUCAAAGUUGCUAUAUACUUCGGAUAAUCCGCCCUGAAAGUCGCUUCGAGGGAAGUUUUUUUCUUCUUCUCCUUCUGUGACUCUCCCGGAAAAGUUGGUAGGGUGUGUGCUGAGUAUAUGUGGGAAAAACUGUGUGAUGGUGAUAUUUUAUGUGUGUUGAGAAAGUAAAAUUCUUCGGAGUUUCCAUCAGGGAUUGUUCGCGUGCAAAUUGUGAUUAUAUCCCAGUGGGAGGACGAAGUAAAGACAUCGCGCAAAGGGAAGUUUAAUUAAUAUUGAAGAUCAUCCCCCAUUGAUUUGUCUCUCUACAUGCCCGAAUUGAAUUAAUUCCGAAGCCGAUAAAUAUUCAAUUUGUGCUUUGGGGUGUGUGGAAAAACUUUUUGGUUGGGGAUUUUUCUGAGGAUUGUUUGUUGUGUUGGAAGGAAAAACUAGUGACAAUGUUGGGGAAAAUGGUGUUACUUUUGGUGAUUGUGUGCCUCAGUGGGGCAUGGGGUGCUAAUUGGGAUCACGCUGUGGACUUCAAUGACAACUUCCGCCUCCUCUGGACAGUACGGGGUGCGGAAAUAACAAUGGAGGUUCAGGCAAAGACACACGGCUACAUUGGUGUUGGAUUUUCCGAAGAUGGAACGUUAUCUGGUGCUGACAUGGCCAUCGGAUGGAUCGACCAAGGACAGCCAUACUUUCAGGAUCGGCACGUGAAGAAAAACAGCGAUGGAGAACCUGUGGUGGAUCCCUCACAGGACUACGUACUCCUGCUUGGCUAUGAGAACGCCACACAUACCGUCCUACGAUUUCGACGGAAGCUCGAUACUUGCGAUACAUACCAUGACCUUCCAAUUACGAACGAUACAAUGAGGGUGAUUUUUAUGUAUCAUGAAGGUGAACCAAGAAGGGGUGCUGUAACACCGGGGAGCCUCCCUAAACCCCUGGAAGCCUACCGUGGCUAUCAAUCACUCUUCCUCACGCAGCGCGUGAGCCAGGAUUCAAUCAGACUGGACUUGAAAGUUCGAACAUUGGAGCUUCGAAAUCAAGAUGUGGAGCUACCACAGAACGAUGCUACUCUGUACUGGUGCAAGAUUUUUAAAUUAACCGACAUCAAUAAGAAGCACCAUUUAGUCAAGUACGAACCAGUAUUUGAAUCUACAGCCAGUCGACCGUAUAUGCAUCAUAUUGUCCUGUACGAAUGUCAAGGAUCCUCCAGUGAACUCGAGAUGCUGUCACGGGAACAAGGACGCCCUUGUUUCCAGCCGGACAAUCCGAGACAGUGCAAUGUUGUCGUCGCCACUUGGGCCAGAGGAUCAGAAGGUUUCACAUUUCCACAAGAAGUUGGGUACCCACUUGACAUUUACCAGGCGCGCUACUACAUGAUGGAAACUCACUAUCAUCACGCCAUGGAUGGGGUGGGUGUCAAUAUUAACUCACCACCCAUGGUGGACAAUUCUGGGCUUCGUCUGUACUACACACAAGCCCUCAGGAAGUACGAUGCCGGCGUUCUCUCUGUUGGAAUUGAUCCAAAUUGGCGUCACAUUAUUCCUCCGGGGCAGGAGAGGGUAAUCUCCGAGGGUCACUGCAUUGAGGAUUGCACAAAGGCCGCUUUCCCACCGUCGGGUAUCAAUGUCUUCGGUGUUAUGAUGCGAACGCAUCAGAUUGGAAAACAAGUGAGGCUGAGGCAAAUCCGUGGGCAUGAGGAGCUACCCCCGGUGGCGCAGGACAGCAAUACAGAUGCCAACUAUCAGGAAUUCCGUCGUUUGGCGGCACCUGUGAAGGCUCUACCGGGGGAUAGAUUGGUGGCUGAGUGCACGUAUGACAGCUCAACGAGGAAAGCCAUAACACUGGGUGGGAAGACAACGCGGGAGGAGACCUGCCUUGUUCUAGCACUCUACUACCCACGCCAGAAGGAGCUAACAGUGUGCCAUUCCCUCCCAAGCCUUCCCACCGUCCUACAUUCACUGGGCAUCGAGGAAUUAGCUGUCAACUCCAAUCCCGUCUUGAUUCUCCUUCCGGCAGAAUUGGCCGGUAUGACGCUUGAAUCGCGACUUGUGACCUACGACUGGGCAAAUCAAUUUGAUAGCUUUCAGCGAAUAACGCGUCGUGGAUCCUUCAAGCCACUCUGCUGGGGUGCCAAGAAUACAUUAAUUCCGGGCACGGAGUACAUUGAGGCACAUAGUCCGAAUUUAACCAAAGUGUGGCAUCCGCCACUCACGUGUAGCACAAAGACGCGCUUCGUGACGCAAAAUAACUUGGACAUUCCCGUCCUGGAGGAGGAUGAGAGCAACAACAUCAUCGAAGGUGCAGCAAGGAGUAAAGUGUCACGAAGUUCCGCCACGGAAACGAUGGGCCUCAGCAAUGCCACGAAUCUUAGGCACUUCCUGGCACUCCUGCCUGUGGCUCUUCUACCCCUCUUCUCCACAAACUUUCUUGCACCUUAAGUUUGCGGAUGUGUGCUCGGGAAGUUGGCAGAAGCUGAUAAUCUGUGUGUGUUUGUGUAAAUAAAAUGUGUAGUUGUUGAUUCUUCUUAUAGACCCUCCCCUCGCCGAAAGGUCACAGUGUCAAUUUUAAAUUGAACUCUGAACCAAAUUUACGCGGGAAUGGGGGUGUGUGUAUAGCCCAAUUGAGAAGCCAAGAAUGUGGUCUGUUGAGGAAUAAUAAAAAUAAAACCCAAUAUGUGAUUAUUCAAGGGGGUUUUGGCAAAGAUUUGAAAAAUAAAAUAUGAAAAGAAAGUAAAGAAAAAACCCUUUGAAUCCCAUAAACAUAAGGAAUGAUAUAAAUUGAGAAAUCAUAAGAGGAAGAAUUGUAAAUAUUAAAUUAUCCAAGGCAUUUUUAUGUAAAAAAAAAGAAGAAAAAAAAACUAAAAAGGAUCUGAGAAAAAAUGAUAGAAAAUAGAAGGGGGUUUAAAAAAUAAAUUGGGGUAGUUUUUCAUAAUAAAAAAAAAAUUCAAAUAGUUUCUAUUUUAAUUAAAAAUCUGUACAGAGACGGUUAAUCAAUAUUUUUUUGAUUUCUCCUAGUCAGACGAGAAUGGAGGGCUUAUUUAGCAUUUUUUUUGUCUUAAGAACCUUAAAAAAUCUAAUCAAAGUUUUAAAUGCUAGUUUGUUACAAUAUUAUCAAGUUUUUUUUCAUUUAUUGUAAACAAAUCUUCGUUUGUAAACUGUACUAAAUAAAUAAACAAUGCUGUAGCAGUAGAAGUUAUAUAUUUUUUGAGACUCUAUUAAUUUUGUAAAAAAAAGGAUAAAGUAUCGUUUGUGUAGAGAAUCGUCCUGAAAUACAUCACUCUCUCUCUCACGUGUAAUAAAUGUAAGUACAUUAGUUUUGUAAGAAAGGGGUUUUUGUAAAAUGCAGAGAGAAUGCAGUGGAAUGCGAAUAAAUGGCAUUUGUAGGAGCACAUUGUAGAUAGAGGGGAUGACAUCCUACGUAGUAAAAGUAAAAGAAUGUAAUUAAUAGCGAUAUCCCAUCUGAUUAGCUGAAGAAUUAAUGUUAAGAACCAUCAUUCAUUCUCCUUUUCCAUCUCACAAGAAUCUCUCCACAUCCUCCACAAACUUAACUCUUCGCAAAUCCCCCAUUUUCACAUCCACGACAACUUUAUUCCGAAAGCACCACCACCACCAUCGUCGCCUCUUGAAGGACCAAAUAGCUCAAAGGAAAAAACUCUUUUAUCUUCACAAUAAUAAGUAAAUAUUCUCUCAUUUUCUUCUUUAAUAUCCUUUCAAAUUUAAAAAAAAAAUGCGGAAGCCCUAGCUGCUGAAUGGACUAUUUUUUCUUAUACACAUAUACUGGGUACAAGGGGCAUUUAACUGCUUUAUUUUUGUAUCAGAUUCUUAAAAUAUUUAUUUAAAAAAAUGUAUAAAAUAUUCCAUUUAAUUAUGAAUUCUUCUAUAAAAAUAUUUUGGACAAUUAAAUGAAGAAAUAAUUUUUAAAAAAUCCAAUCAUUCAAGUAGACAGACAACGGUGUCGAAAGCUCUGGAAAAAAUUACAAGGACAUUUAAACUCUUUCACCGUUGAUUAAUGUAUCCACAGAAUGUCUGAGCAACAUAAUUUUCUCAAUCUUAUACGUAAAACUUGAAUUUUCUUUCAAUUUUUAGUAAAGAUAUAAAAGUUUUUGAAUAAAAAAAUUCUUCUAUAGAUCACAAUGGAGGCGCCUGGUAGACAUCGGGAGACUUCAUACUGAGUAAGUUUUAAAAAUUAUUUUCACAACACUUUGCUGGAAAAGUUGCGAUCCUCAAUACAUAAAAUUUUCUUUUAUACAUAUAAAUGAAAAUAAAAUAAUUAAAAAAUAUAUAUCAAAUUUUUAAGCAGUUAAACACCCUUUGACCCACUCAGAGGGCUUUUUAUCCAUCGAUAAAAGGGGCACUUCGAAUGGCAAUUUCCUGUGAAAUUUCCAUCGGAAACCUCUAAUUAUGUGGUCGGCAGUUAGAUCGCAGCUGUCAAUUGGUGGGACAUCCCUCUGGGGUCGCUGAUUGCAUUUUCACCUCCAGAACCCAACCACAUCAUUUUUUAUUUCUCACAAAGAACACAAAUUGACACUUUCCAAUUUGAAUAUUAGUUGACACAGUGAAGUUGAAAGUUGUUCUAUUCAUUGGAAUUGAGAGACUUUUUCUUUUAUUUUUCCGCAAUAGUUUUCGUUGAAAAAAUAACACGAAAAGAUUUUUUUUUUGUAAAAUCAUUUCUAAAUACUUCUCGGAUAAAUAUUUCUAUAUUUAUUUGAUCAAAAUACAGAAUAGAAAUAAAAUUUGAAAAAUAUAUAACCUAAAAAAUAUAUAUUUUAUUUUAUUUCAAAAAAUACAAAUAUUUCAAGCAAUGAAUAAACAACAUAUUGACUGUUUGCUCUUCUUAAAAAAAAUGGAACAACUUUGCAUUGCAAUUCAUUGAAAAAACUCUCAAUUUUUUUCAGCACCUCCCUGAUUGUCCUUUUCAUCGCAAACGUCGUGCUUUUUAAUCAAAUCCUUCCCGAAAAAAAAAAUCUCAAUUUUUUACUUGCUCAAUGUUAACAAGAAAUUAAUUUUUGUCAUGCAGAUUUUUUCCACAAUGCAACCCCCACACUUUGAACUUUCCACCCCCUUGCGCAACCCCCAUUUUGACGUGCUUCAAAAUGUACAAAGUUUCUUCUGAAGGAAAAAUAAUAAAAGAACCCCCCGAGAAAAACUUCUAAUAUGUGUUGCCUCCAUUAAAGGUUUUUUUUUUUGCUUCUGUAUAAAAAGGAAAUGUUAAAUUAUAAUAGAGGACAUAGCAGAAAUAAAAAAUUAAAUCACUCUGUGCAAUAUCAAUCGCGUGUAUUAAUGCAAUAAUUAAUUUUAUAGUCGCAAACGAUGAAAGGGGAUUAAAAACCAAGGGAAGGAGUUUGUAGGUAAAUGCGUGAAAACAAGAGUUUUUACUUCUCGACACAGAAACAUGUAAAACAAUUUUCAAAUUGUGUAGGCACAAUCAAUGGAAAAAAUCACAUUCACAGCAUAAAAAUAGAAUUUAAAAAAAUUAUAUAAGCAAGUUAUUUAUUAAGAGAAAAACUAAAGAAAAACAAGUCAAGUGAAAAAAAUGUCAAAAUAAAUAGUAUUUGGUGUAAAUGAAAAAAAAAGAAAUAAAAUAGUAAAUCCUGAGAAAAAAAAUUAAUCAGUGUCAUGUUGCAGAAAGAGGUCUAAAAUACAAUUCAUCCUGUUAGGAUUAAAGAAAAAUUAAGAAGAAAAAUUUAGAAAUAGUAUGUAUUUUAAGCAAAAAAAAAAUGUCAGUGUAUGUCGUGUCAAAAGAAUCCAAAAAAAAUUAAUCUGAUGGAACCCACAUGAAAAUUUAAGAUAUAAAAAAAAGAAAAUGAAGAAAGAUGUAGUUUCGAUCAAUCUUGCAUGGUGGAGAAUUUUUUCUUUUACGAAAAAGAUGAGAUGGAAGAAUAAAAUCUUCUAUUUAGGGAAUUUUCGUCCAUCUAAUACAAUAUUUUCACUUAAAAAAAACUUAUUUUUCAUCACAAAAGAUUUACAAAGUUUAAUAAAAUUAAAAUCAUUGUGUUUUCGUACAUAGUAAAUUGUUUUUCAAAAUUCAGUGCUGCAUUCAGAGAUGGCGCGCAUUAAAUACAACCUCUCACACAUUGCACAAAGUAACUUUACAAUUUUUUUUUUAUAGAAAAUCCUCCCACAAAAAAAAAUCCCUCCCACUCAUCUUUUUUCAAAAAAAUAAAAAUAAAAAAGAGACUUUGGAAAAGCAAUAAAGUGAGAGAUAAAAAAAAUCUGUUAAAAUUUUUGGACAAUUUGCAAUUGAAAAGUAAGGAAUUUUUGGAAUGACAAAACGACAAGAAAUUGUGAUAAAUAAAAAUUCGGAGGUGAGAUUGUAUAGAGCAAGAUGAUCAUGCGUUGUAAACCAAUCACACGUAGACGGGUUUGCUGUCUUUGGAUUUAUUAAAAAAAAAUUAAAUAAAAAAAAAUCCAACAGCAACCACCAACUCCCUCUAUUGACGAAAUUAUACGUAAAAAAAUGGUAAAUUUGCUUUCUUCUUAAUCCCAAUUUUAAGGACAUGUCCAAAUUGACGACCUUUUCAAUAAGUUUGGUGCUACAAAAUUUAUAUUAAAAAGAAAAGAACUAAUAAAUUAAAGACCAUGACAGAAUCCUAAGGAAAUUUCUGUUUAAUCGUAUGGUGAAAUUUUAGAAAUAAAUAGAAAGUAAAUUUAAGAAAAAAAAACAUGUCAAAGUAGAUGUCUCAGAUAAUAUGAAGAGGUUGGCAGUAAAAGCGUAGGAUUUGUAAAAAAUAAAAUAAAAAAUUAAAUGCAACAUUUUUUGUGAAAAUGAAGAAAAAAAAAACUUAGGUACUAUAGAGAUGUGAAGGGAUGAACAAGAAAAGAGAAAGAAAAAGAAAAUUCGAAAAAUAUUCCAGACACAAACCAUAUUUUUAACAAAUUGUUUUAUAGCAUUUUGGCUGUAAAAUGUGUGAGUUUAAAAUUAUUUUUAAAUACCUAAUACCUAAUAAUUAUUUUAAAUUAUUUUAAUUAUUUUAAUUGGAUGGGUUCUGUCUGACUUAAAAAAUUAUAUUGAAUCAGAAAUUUUUAGCAGACAAUCCUUCUUCAGUGUGGUCAGUUUAAGGAAAAAUUAAAGAACAGAUACAAAUUUUGAAUAAAAAAAAGAAUUUCAAGGAAUAUGCGUCUUAUUGUUAGAAAAAGUCAAUCAUAACGCGUCCAGUUAUAAGAGUUGGUGUCCCACAACGUGUAGAAGUUUGUUUAUGCGUUGUAGUGCGAUUUGUGAGCAGAAUUAGUAGGCAAAGUUGAUUUUUUUUGUGAAAUUCAGCAAUUUGAUGGAUAAAAAUGGUCAUAUCUCUGGUUCUAUAAGACCUACAGAAAUUUAUUGACCAGUUUUGGAAAGGUCUUGAAAUAAACUAUAAUCUGACAUAUAUUUCGAUACAUUUCAAGGUGACCUCUAGAACACAAAAUGGCGGCUAUUUGUUUUACUGAAACAGUUUUUGGCAUUUUUUGCCCUAAAAGAAUGGUUUUACAGGGUUCUAAUGUUCUAGAAAGUUGUAGGGAAUUGCAAAACCUUUAAUUUGAUACCAAGUUCAGAAAAAUCGGACAAGCCGUUCAAGAGAUAUGGCUAUUAGAACUUUUCAAAUUCAAGAAUUUUUCAAAUGGCUAUAUCUUCUAAACGGUGACAUAGAUUUUCUUCAUUUUUGGACUGGUGCAAGAUUAUUAGUCCUGCUACAACAUAUCAAAAUUUAAAAGAUUUGCCUAAUGGGGAUUCGGAGAUAUUGCCCCUUAAAGUUAGGCAAUUUUUGUUUUUGAUUUUAGCGCCUCUUGUGGAUGUUUUUAGAACUUGAAAUGUUCUAGACAGUUGUAGGGCUUCUCGAAACCUUUCAUUUGAUACCAAGAUGGUCAAAAUCUGUCAAGCCGUUCUCGAGUUAUAUCGAAAAAACACUUUUUGCUUUGGGCCGCCAUAUUUGCUAAACCGCUUGACCGAUUUUCAAGUAUGAAUUAUUGAUAAAAAUGUCUCACUGAGCUCUACAACAUACUAAAAUUUCAGACCUCUAGCGGUAAGGGAAGUGGUUGAUGGUAGUUCAAAAUGGCGGACGGCGGCCAUUUUGAAUUUUGAAAAUGUGAAAAAAUUAAAUUUUACACCCACAUUUCUAUAGAAAACUUCAAACCGGAAGUCUCUAUCUUCUACCAUUCUCGAGUUAUAAGACAAAGUAUGGACCACCGGCAGGCCGGCAGGCCGGCAGGCCGGCCGGAUCAAAAAUUUUCCACCACCAGUUUUGGAAUGUAGGCUGUCUGAAACGUGCUCAUACCAAGUUUGAGCCCGAUCUGAGGUGGUCGGAAAAUCCGACGAUUACAAUACUUGGUGUUGGCCACGAAGUGGAACACCAACUAAUAUAACCAAUACACACAUCAAAAAAACAUUUUUAACUAAUGGUUUGUUUUUGGAAUAUUUUGAAUUUUCCAAUGUGUGGAAAAUGAAGAGAAAAAAAUGCCAAUUUUGUAAAAUUCUCAAGCAGACGUGUAAAUAAAUGUCUGUAUUGGGACAUUUCAGGACGACAGUGUAAUUUGUACAGUGUAGAUAAAAGAAAAAAAAAGUGAAAGAAAACUGCAACCUAGAUAAUACGAAAAAAAUGAUGAUAAAGAAAAACCCAUAAAGUAACGAGAAAGAAGAACUCUCAUGUAAAACAUUUUAUAAAUAAAGUUGAAUAAUAGUGAAA